AUGGAGUUGGCAAUCGCAAUAACACGCCGGAUCCAUGAAGGACACCCCAUCAAUAAUGAUCUCCUGGAGCAGCAAGCUACGCUGCUCUAUGACCUCGCGGCCUGUCAAGCUCAAGAAAUGCAGUCGUCAGGGGAGGACGGCGACGGCGGCAAGCCCAAGCCCUCUGAUUGGGAUGUAUACGGCUCUCUUUUAGUGUUCAAGCACGGCGGCGACCCGCUUGAACAAGCCGACAAAAUCACGUCUAAUACCGAACCAAUGUUCAACGCCCUUCAUCAGAUGGGCAUGGUGCAGGCAAAAGGGUAUCUACGCGUCUUUCUCGCAGCCGCUCGGUUCGCAGCGUUCGCGACUCCAGAUGAACAUCCGGAAAAGCAAGCCCGGCGCAUAACACUGAGCCGUGCCGAGGAGGCUGCGCGGAAAGUUAACGGCGAUCCAGAGGGGCUGGAUGCGUUGGUGGACCUGGUGGAGAGGAACCUUGCAGUGGCAGACGAUGAGAAGGACCGAAUCGAAUGGUUGAUUGAACUAGUCCAGACACUACACAGGCGGUACAAGGCCUAUAACAGACCCGAAGACUUGGAUGCGUUGGUUGAUGGGGCGCAAAGAACGCUGCGUAAGAUCCCGGCCGGGGACCCGCAAAGGAUUGCCUUGUUAAAGCUCCUCGCACCGUUGCUUGAAAUUCGAUAUAUGAAGAACGGCCAUCUGUCCGACCUUCGGGCCCUGUGCCAGAUUCUUAUUGCAAAAGUCGAAUACGCGUACUUGACGAUGGAUGAUGAUUAUCAGCUCAAGGCUGACUGGGUUAAGAAGUUGUGUGAGCAGCUAGAGGCACAGUUCAGGGUCUCCCAUGACCCGGAAGACCUCGAGAUGUGGAUCUCGCAUGUUACAACUGGCGCCUCCAGUAUUUCCAAAACCAUGGAUGACUGGUUGCUUCUCUUGCAGGCGCUUUGUCGAGCCAAAGAGGCCAAGUAUAAUCUGAGUAUGGAGCCGACAGACCUUAAUUCCUGGGUUUUGACGGCUCAGCAAGCAGUGCGAGUUGCCCCUAUGGAAUAUCCUGAACGGGAGACACUAAUGCGUAACUUGACCUGGGCCGUGGUGUCAAAAUACAAGGUCACGGGGGAUCAAAAGGACCUGGACGUAUUCCCGCUACUAGCUAAAAACAACCAGCCCUUAAAGUCGUCCUCUGAAGCCCCCCUCAAAGAACUAUCUACACAUCAGCCUCAUCAGGAUUUAGAAACCCUUAAAUCUGGGGUGUUGGAAGCGCAAGACGUGCUAGAUUCGACGCCCGACGACGAUUCCCAGCGGGUAAAACGGUUUGUGGCUCUCGGCACUGCUCUGGGAAAACUGGCGAAGGCCAACAAUGACCCAGAAGUCUGGGUGCAAUGCGCUGAAGCAUUCCGUCAGGCCAUCGCGGCGGCAACCUUCGGUUCCAAUGAGAGGGCGGUUCUCAUGUGCGAACUCUGUGGUGUCCUGAGAACCCAGAGUAGGCUCACUCAAGAUUCAGAACUUGCCCGAGACGCUGUCUCAGUCGCCCAAGACGCACUGACGGCGUCGCCCGAUCGAGACACGGCAAGUACCUUUGCGUUGUGCGAGCUUAGCUAUGCGUUGGAACUUCAAUAUGAACACUCCCUAGACUUGGAUGACCUAGAGGAGAGUGUGUCAGCGGCAGAACGGGCAGUCAAAGUUUGCGAAGCCCUUUCGCAUGACCUCCUGCGCCCUGACUGCUUUUCACAACUCCUGAGCGUCUUGGACACACAGUGUCGACUCACUGGUGAUUGGACAAAACUCGAGGCUGUCUGGGCAAAACUAGAUGCUGAACUUGUUACAGGAACGAUAUCGCCAACGAUCCUCGAGCGAUAUUGCCUCAGCAUCUAUGGCCGGUAUUUGGAAACCGUCAAUCCGGAUUACUUGGAAGCCGCAUAUCUUGCAGCGAAACAGCUUGUUGGCACAGUGAAAGAACGAGAUAGAUCAGACGUCGCUCUAGCAGUGUUGUCUAGAAUCUACACCAGCCGGUACGCAGCCAGACAUGAUUCAGACGACCUAAGCGAGGCAGUUAACCUCUGCAAGACAUUGCUAGACAGGCUGACUGAUCAACCUACUAAAUGUGCGCCUCAUCUAGUCCGGAUGGGUAAGCUCCUGGACCUGCAGUAUUCAACGAAGCGAGAUUCCAAUGAUCUGGAUGCGGCAAUAGCGUAUCUAGACCAGGCAUUUGGCAUCGUCGACCGGGAUCAAGAUCGGAGCCUUUGUCGAGAUAUCAUGCUGCAACGGAGCCGGGCAAAACGUACUAGAUAUUACUUGAAAAAGAAUAAAUGUGAUAUUGACGGCGCGCUAGCUGAUGUCGAAACCAUGCUGCAACAGUCUGACGAGGACGAUGACCCUCAACUCAUAUUUCAGCUCACAAUGAUCCUCCUUGACAAGUACUGGAGCCGAGACUAUAAUAUGAGCCGCGAGGACUAUUUAAGGAAGAUAUCGAGUCUUCAAAUCAAGGCGAUCAGAGUCAAAGCCGACGAUUUAUCCACUGGGGAGCAAAUAACUAUGACUCGGGCCACGAUGCUAGUGCUGCAUUUGCUUGAUGAUGCCGACGAAGCCAGCAAACUGGCUCAAGAGGCCGUCCAGCGGCUUCCAAUGCUCGUUGGGCGUCACUUUCUACAGGACGACCAACAGAAUGUCCUCCGUGGGGUCGCGGGGCUGGCCUCUGAAGCCUGUGCUAUUUCUCUAAAAGCCAACAAGGUCCAUCAGGCGCUCCAGCAGCUAGAAUGUGGCCGGGGAUUAAUUCUGCGAUACAUGAUGGACUCCAAAGCUGAUCUGGCAGGAUUGCUGGGGACGGAACAUGGCGACUUGGUUCGUGAAUAUGAAGCGUUACAGAGGCAGGCGAUGCAACCCAUCGCUGAUGGCAUUAAUCCUAUGAUACAGCAACAACUUCGCAGGCAUCGGACGGAUACAGUGAAAAAAUUGAAUGCAUGCGUGGAGAAAAUACGUCAGAUUGAGGGCUACGAAUGGUUUCUCAGCGAGCCGGAAAUCGAAGAGCUGUAG
Molecule: messenger RNA, 3024 nt
Organism: Arthroderma uncinatum
Lineage: Eukaryota; Fungi; Ascomycota; Eurotiomycetes; Onygenales; Arthrodermataceae
Exons: 1
Coding region: 1-3024 (1007 amino acids)
Source: RefSeq, a predicted model, not a curated record